AUGGGAUCUCCGGCGAUAGCCUCCGCAGCAGGCGUGGCCAUGCGGCCGACCGCCGGCCGGUUUCUCACCCAUACUCAACGUCAGCUCCGUGCUACCUCGGCCGCCGUGGCUGCACCCCAGUCUACAAGACCGAUACCUGGGGCGUGUUUCAUCCAUACAUCACGGCAGUCUUUCAGCUGGCAAACCAGUCACGGGGCUCUUGAAUUCCGUCACGGACAAUCUUCAUCAAAUACACUUACCACCACAGAUCGCCGUCUGAACUCCACAUCUACCACGACUAAAACAACCAUUCCGAACUCCGUCGCCCAAAAACCACAGACAUCGUCUUUCGUAAGCCCUCGUUAUCUACCUCUUCUUGUCCUUCUCGCAAUAGGUGGCGUCGCUUGGGAUUCCCAAUGGCUCUUCCCCUCCACGCCCACCUCCAACGACCCAGCCGAGCAGACCAUCCUCGGGUCCGCCCGCAAGUUCAUCCCAUUCGCGGUCGUCGCCCGCGAACAGGUCUCCCCAACCUCUUUUAUCCUGACCCUCAAGGCACCCAAAAGCAACCUCCCCAGCGUCGCCUCUCUGUGGGAGAUCUUUGACCUGUGGUGUAUCGAGGUGAAGCAGCCUCAGAUCCAGGUUGCGAGAGAAUACACGCCCCUCCCACCGUCACCAGGGUCCGAAGGGGGGGAUACCCUGAGGUUCUAUGUUCGUGCGGUGCGAGGUGGCGAGGUUUCGACGUAUCUCAGUCGUCUGUCCCCACCUUCUGCCGAUGGAGGUGUAGGAGACACCGUCGAGCUCCGCGGUCCGCAUGGAGAGUUUGAUCUAAGCUCACGUCUGGGGCAACGAGGCGACCGCGUCGUGUUCCUCGCAGGCGGGACGGGAAUCGCCAGCGCGCUGCAGGCCGCGCACGCUGUGCUCCCGCUCCCUGGGGCGCCGUCCAUGACGAUCUUCUGGGCUGUCCGAAGCCGUGACGAGGUCCAGCAGGGUGGUGAGGCGCUGCGGACGAAGCCGCCUCAGACGGCGCCAUGGUGGAGUUGGAACCCCUUUUCCAAACGCCCGGCAGAUAACUUUGGUUCCGACAUCCGGGCUGAAGCGCUGACAGCGGAGGCCAAGGACCCUUCGCCCGUAAGCAGGGAACUCCUCGCAUUGAAGGAGAAGUUUGGCGAUAGACUCGACAUCCGCGUCGUGAUCGACCAAGAGGGCACUACCGUUCGUGACUCGGAUCUGGCUGCGGCUCUAACGCAACCUGGUUCCAAAAGACUCAGUGACCCCUCCCUGCCCUCGACGCACGCCGUCGAGGGCUGCAAGUUCCACUCGCAGACCGCGCAUAUUGGCAUGGUGGACGGCGCCCCGAACGCCGGGAAGCGAAGUCUGUUCAAGCCCGACGACUGUGCGUGUACCUCCGGGAAGGCCGCGCCGGGGAAGAACGUGUUUGUGGUUUCUGGGCCCGAGGGCUUCGUUCAGGCCUAUGCGGGAGCCAAGCUUUGGCGGGACGGUGGGCAGUUGCAGGGUCCUGUUGGCGGGAUGCUGGGCGCAUUGCAUAGGAAAAGCCCCGAGAUCCUGAAGGACUGGGUCGUCCUCAAGCUGUAA
Messenger RNA from Colletotrichum spaethianum, 1572 nucleotides. Its product is annotated as cytochrome c mitochondrial import factor cyc2. Lineage: Eukaryota; Fungi; Ascomycota; Sordariomycetes; Glomerellales; Glomerellaceae. Gene Ontology annotation, molecular function: oxidoreductase activity. The transcript has a single exon. The record is from RefSeq and is a predicted model, not a curated record. Bases 1 to 1572 code for a protein of 523 amino acids.